This is a messenger RNA of Naegleria gruberi, 1275 nucleotides long. RefSeq lists its product as uncharacterized. The coding region runs from base 1 to 1275 and encodes 424 amino acids. The record is from RefSeq and is a predicted model, not a curated record. NCBI's taxonomy places the organism in Eukaryota, Heterolobosea, Eutetramitea, Acrasida, Naegleriidae. The transcript has a single exon.
AUGGCUACACUCAAACUUGGUGAAGGUUUGAUAUUUCUGCCUCGUUGUUUGUCAUCGGAAGGAUGUAAACAAAUUAUUGCAGAAAAUAGUAAAAAAAUUAAAUCUUUUUAUAAUAUUGAGAUUUUUAACGAUCAACAACUUUCCGAUAAAAUAUUCGAAAAAUGUAAAAACUCAAUUAGACAAUUAAUUGGAAUUAAUGAUUCAGAUGAAGAUGACUCGAAAUUCCUUCCUGUUGGAAUUGAUUCUUUAUGGGCCGUGAUAAAAGAUAAUAUUUCUUGGUCUUUUUCUUGCUCAAAACGUUGCACACAUGAAAACUUGUCAAAUGAAUCGAAAGGUCAGAUGAGAAUAUUUAUUCAGUUGAGUAAGAGUUCGGAUUCAGAUUCGGUUUGUAUGGAAAGCAGAUAUGGAACAGUGGAUGUUGGUAAGAUUAAAAGAGGAGAUGCCUUCAUUACAUUUGAACCAAAUCAGUAUAGCAUCAUCAACAAACAAACAAUGAAAGAUAACAUAUUUCUAAUUGGAUAUGUAAUUUUCGAAAAGAAUCAACAAUAUGAAAACAAGCUUGCUGCAAAGUAUUGUAAUGCUCAAAGUAAUUUAAUGAGCUAUGAGUCUAGUAGUGAAAAAUCUAUAAUUUUGAAUAUUUCUGGAAAGGAAUUUGAGAUACCAAUAAUUCAAAUUAGAAAAUUCCCUCACUCGAUAUUGAAUAUUCUAAUUGAUAGUCCAAUGGCCGAGGAUGUGAUAUUGAAUGAAAAAUUACAAAGAGUAUUUCCAUUUCCAAAUCAAAAUGUUGUGAUUUUUGAACGAUUUAUUUUACCAAUUAUUUUGGAAUAUUCCUAUUUAGAUAUACCAAUAGGAUUGAAACACUCUUUACAGUUAGAAAUUAGUAAUGAAUUCAAAUUUUGGGGAUUUCUCUCUCCCUAUGAAAGCGAAUCAUUAUCAAAAGAUAAUCAGUUCUCAAACAAGAGGUUUCCAUUCAAAAGUACAGAACUUUCUCUCAUUUCGAAUGCAUUAUAUUCCCAGUUAGAAAAUGAAAAGAAAAUAAUUGAAGCAAAAAUCUCAGUUAUGAACGCGUUUGGAAAUAUUCAGAAAAAGAUUCUUCACGACUUUACCCACCCUCACAACAAACCAUUCGAAUCUCUUUCUCAAAAAGAAAAAGUUGAAACUAUUGGCAAAGUCUCUGUAAAUCUCAUGCACAAAUUUGAAUGCGUUCCAUUGGCUAAACUCUAUGAUAAUAACUAUUUCCUUAUUGGAUCAGAUAGGUUUCUCUAUCACACUUGA